This is a messenger RNA of Anoplopoma fimbria (sablefish), 2189 nucleotides long. RefSeq names its product cytosolic arginine sensor for mTORC1 subunit 1 (gene castor1). Gene Ontology annotation, biological process: negative regulation of TORC1 signaling; cellular response to L-arginine. The coding region runs from base 202 to 1206 and encodes 334 amino acids. The transcript is spliced from 9 exons. Gene Ontology annotation, molecular function: arginine binding. The record is from RefSeq and is a predicted model, not a curated record. Gene Ontology annotation, cellular component: cytosol. NCBI's taxonomy places the organism in Eukaryota, Metazoa, Chordata, Actinopteri, Perciformes, Anoplopomatidae.
UUCAGCUGGGCUGGAGUCGGAUUGCGUCGGAUGUUUUUCUCCCUGUGAGACGAGCUCAGCGGGAGGUGUUGCUGGUUGCAUUUCGUCGGUCUUGCUCAUCGCUCCGGGCCUAUAUUUAACAUCUCAAUGAUCUCACACAGCCGGGAAGAAGGUGUCUGUUUUCCAAUCCGUGUGCACACUUGAGGGGAGAGGACCGACGACAUGGACCUGCACAUACUGGACCACAGGCUCCGGGUCAUCAGCAUAUCCAAGAACGGGCUGGUGCAUUUCACACACCCCCUGAUUAAACUCAUAUUUCUCCGGACCAGGACACGAUGUAAGUUUUUCAGUCUGACGGAGACGCCAGAGAACUACACCGUCGUCCUCGACGAGGAAGGAUUCAAAGAGCUCCAGCCCUCCGAGCAUCUCAAGGUAGAGAGCUCCAUCUGGCUGCCGCUCAACGUGGUCUCCAACGGCAACGCCUCCAGCAGCUCGCAGGCUGUCGGCGUCACCAAGAUCGCCAAGUCGGUCAUCGCCCCUCUGGCCCAGCAGCACGUCUCCGUCUUCAUGCUCUCCACUUAUCAGACCGACUUCAUCCUGGUGAGAGAGAAGGACCUGUCGGUGGUCAUCAGCACUCUGGAGGAGGAGUUCAACAUCUACAAGGAGGUGGGAGGAGAGUCCGUCCCGGUGCUUUGUCAGGACGUGGCCAACGGCCUCCAGAAGAACGGCAAAGAAGCCCUCCAGCCGACGGUCCACCCGGUGCUGAUCCCUCUGAACCAGUUCUGUGUCAUGUCUCUGGACCCGGACACACUGCCGUCCAUCGCCACCACGCUCAUCGAUGUCCUCUUUUACUCCAACAGUCCUAAAGAAGAUGCACAGUCGUCUCCUAGCCAGGACUUGGACUGCAUCAAGUUCUUCUCCUUCUCCCUCAUUGAUGGCUACAUCUCACUGGUGAUGGACACUGAGGCGCAGAGACAGUUUCCUGCUGAUCUUCUCUUCACCAGCUCAUCCGGGGAGCUGUGGAGGAUGGUUCGUAUAGGGGGCCAACCGCUGGGCUUUGAUGAAUGUGGUAUUGUUGCCCAGAUAUCUCAACCUUUGGCUGACAGCGACAUCUCUGCCUAUUACAUAAGCACCUUCAGCUUCGACCAUGCUCUGGUCCCCGAGGAGGACAUAGUGAGCGUGACAGAAAUGCUCCAGCAUCAGAGGAAAGAACCAGCAGCUAGUUGAUUUCUGAAGUCCAGCCUGAGCUGGAUGAUCCUGGCUCAAUAUGCCGCCCCUCACUCCAGCUCCAGUGGCCAAUGGUGGCAGGCCAGCAGGACAAGAGGCUAACCCUGUGCCUAGACUAGCACUGCAUCGCCAGCAGUAUUAACUACUACAAACUUGCCAUGAACACCAGAAGCGCUUCUCUACGGUGUGCAUAUACAGUUUGUCCGUGAGGCCUCCUGUCUUACCUAUCUAAGGCAGGAUGCACUGAGUCCCAGGGGGCCCACAAGCUCACGCAUGCACAUCUAAAUGCACAAACACUCCUAAACACAUACACAUCCAGACAUGCACACUCGUUCAUUCAAAUUUACCCAAGCACAAAGUCAGAUAUAUGAUAGACUCUCUCUCUCAAAUGCCGAUCUCGUGGUCUGAAGUUGAAUUGUUCAUAAUUUUAUUUUGAUGCAAACGGCAGAUCACACUUGCAUACAUUUACACAGUGCUAUAAACACACAACUUAGUCUUCCAGUAAUGUUUAUAUCAUAAUGCCAUGUGUCUAAACAGCCUUCUUUUUCAAAUUAAAGGCCAUUUUGCAGCAAUUUUUCUUCUGUGAAACUGAAAACGUGAAUCUUGAAAUGCAAGGCAGUUGUGAGAAUGUUACAAUCUUACAAUCAUUUUCAUGCAGAAGAAAACUGAGAAUUUCUAUUUUUUGACAACAGGGCUCACUCAUUUUGGUUUAACAGGAAUGUGCAGGUAGUUCUUAUAUAUUAAAACUACUACAAAUUCUGUCAAACAGGACAGUAGGCUUGGUCAGUGCUUUCUUUUUUUUUUUAAGAGGUCAGCAUUUCUUAACUAGUAUUACCCAAGGUCAGUAACACUAUGUCUUAUUUUUUUGUUAUUUGCACAAUACACUUUUGAUUUAGCUAAUAUCCCUCAGAUGUUUUCUUUGGUACAACUUUUGUACAAUUUGAAGUAUUCUUUAAACAUUUGUAAUUUUUGUGCUGCUUCAU